Salarias fasciatus (jewelled blenny) is the source of this 1789-nucleotide messenger RNA. It is a transcript of the gene mmp13a.1, whose product is annotated as matrix metallopeptidase 13a. Gene Ontology annotation, biological process: proteolysis; extracellular matrix organization; collagen catabolic process. Gene Ontology annotation, cellular component: extracellular matrix. NCBI's taxonomy places the organism in Eukaryota, Metazoa, Chordata, Actinopteri, Blenniiformes, Blenniidae. The transcript is spliced from 10 exons. The record is from RefSeq and is a predicted model, not a curated record. Gene Ontology annotation, molecular function: zinc ion binding; metalloendopeptidase activity. The coding region runs from base 20 to 1435 and encodes 471 amino acids.
AUUCAUUCAGAGAGGAAACAUGAAUACUUUGAACCUGAGCAUACUACUGAGUCUGGCAGCUGCAGUUUACUGCGCACCACUAUCGCAGAUUAACCAACAGGAUGAGAGCUUUGCAAAGAACUACCUGAAGACGUUCUUCAACCUGACAGAGGAGAGCGGGCCGACUGUGAGGCGGGGGUUCAACCCUGCCGCCGUGAAGCUGAUGGAGAUGCAGAGGUUCUUCGGUCUGCAGAUCACGGGGACUCUGGACACUGACACCCUGGCCAUGAUGAAGAAGCCUCGAUGUGGCGUUUCAGAUCAAAAAGUGGCCCGUUUCUCAACUUUCGGGGGAUUCAAGUGGGAAAAAAACAGCCUCACCUACAGGAUCGAGAACUACACACCUGACAUGUCUGCUGCUGAGGUGGAUGACUCCAUCGAGAGAGCUCUGCAGGUCUGGGCUCAGGUCACGCCGCUAAGAUUCACCAGAAUCUACAAUGGAAUCGCCGAUAUCAUGAUCUCUUUUAGUCGACAAGCACAUGGCGAUGGUUACCCCUUCGAUGGUCCUGGCGGCACCCUGGCCCAUGCUUUUGCCCCGUCUACUGGGAUCGGUGGAGAUGCCCAUUUUGAUGAUGAUGAGGACUUUACCUUCAGCUCAAACAGAGGAUACGUUCUCUUUCUGGUCGCCGCCCAUGAGUUCGGUCACUCUCUGGGCUUGUCCCACUCUGAUGAUCCUGGUGCUCUCAUGUAUCCUAUCUACUCGUUCUCCAACCCAGAGACCUUUGUUCUGCCUCAGGAUGAUGUGAACGGCAUCCAGUCUCUCUAUGGUGCAAAUGAGGAUCCAGUUGAGCCUAGACCCACAGCUCCCCCCACACCCAACGCCUGUGAUUCCACCAUGACCUUGGAUGCUGUUGCCACCCUUCGAGGAGAGAUGCUCUUCUUCAAGGACAGCUUCUUCUGGCGUAGCUACCCUCAGAGCGCUACUCCUCAGCAGACCCGCAUCACCAAUUUCUGGCCCAAUGCACCUGUCAAUAUUGAUGCCGCCUACGAGAGCCAGCAGUCAGACAGAGUUUUGCUCUUUAAAGGACGCCAAGUGUGGGCUUUCAGCGGCUAUGAUCUUGUGUCUGGCUAUCCUAAGCCACUUUCCAGUCUUGGUCUGCCCAAAACUACAAAGAAAGUCGACGCUGCCCUCUACGAUGUUGCAUCCCGCAAGACUCUCUUCUUUGUUGGCAGCAAUUAUUACAGUUACGAUGAGGCCAAAGAGACUAUGGAUGAAGGAUUCCCCAAACGGGUGGAUGAGACCUUCUCCGGCAUGUCGGGCAAGGUUACGGCGGCUUUCCAGUACAGAGGUUUCACUUACGUCUACAGCGGACCCUACAUGUUUGAGUACAGCCUGAGGAGCGGCAGGCUGUUCCGUGUGCUGAGGAACAGCUACUUCCUGCGCUGCACUAACUACUGAACCAGCUGACCAAGCACUUUACAGAGCCACACUGAACAGCAGUGAACGUGGCUUAACGUCCAUUUUCUUCAAUGUUACAUGCAUAUAUUGAAUGUAUGCAUUUGAAAAAACAGCACCUUAUUUUGUUUUUUGAUUUUGUAUGUUUUCUAUUAACACUUGAAAAUUAAUUUAUCUCUUAUUUAACUCUCUUGUUUAUUUAUGUCAUAUGCAUUGCACAGCUGUUGCAGUUGCCAUUUUUGAGCUGAUUUUGUUUUUCUGUUCAAUGAAGUAAAAUGAUUGUGUUUUAUUAUUUGUGCAUUUCUUUGUGCUCACUUGAGGAUAACUGUGACAAAUCAAAUGAAUGUAUUGUACAUA